This is a messenger RNA of Penicillium samsonianum, 527 nucleotides long. RefSeq lists its product as uncharacterized. Bases 1 to 381 code for a protein of 126 amino acids. The record is from RefSeq and is a predicted model, not a curated record. The transcript has 4 exons. Lineage: Eukaryota; Fungi; Ascomycota; Eurotiomycetes; Eurotiales; Aspergillaceae.
AUGCAGGUCGAGUCGCCUAUGGCAGAGGCCCAAGGGCACAGACCAGAAGCAGAAGGUGUGUUUAACCACUUUUAUCAAAACCUCACCUUCCAGUCUAUUUUGAGUCGUUACAAUCCGCCGGAGAUUUCGGAAGCUGAGAUAAGGAGAAUGCGGGAGGUACUUACGCUGGCCGGGAAUAAUUAUGACGAACGAUUUCCAGCAACCGUACGAGCCACCGACUUCUGGUACUGGUGUGGAUUGAGACCGGAGAGAUGGGGCAUAGUUCCGGAUCAAGCUCUCUGGAAUGAGUUCACCCGGGAAUUCGAACUGCGCAGAGGCUCCCCCAAUGCGAGAACGCAGGCAAUUCUCGGUCAAGCCACGUGGAAUCGUCCAACCUUUUGAGCUAGCAGAAGGUCUGACUGGUCAACCAAAUGCGAUGCGACCUUGAAAUGUGUUGUCAAGGCACAGUCAUCUGAAAGAAACAUUUGGGACCCAGCCUCCCCAGUGACAUAUCAUCCAAAGAUAACCUCGACUUGAGGGGGAUGCAG